AUGGUUUUGAGAGAAUUGCACUCCGACGCUCUUGACAGUCUGUGUUCUCGUGAACAACUUCAUCUCUUGAACGCUAUCGAUACGCUUCGAUCCCAGGGGAUUAGUCAUUAUGUGUCUCUACCGCAGAUCAUUGUGUGCGGUGACCAGUCCUCUGGAAAGAGCUCUGUGCUGGAAGCCAUCUCUGGAGUUUCCUUUCCGGUCAAGAGCAAUCUCUGUACCCGUUUUCCAACAGAACUUGUACUCCGGAAAGACACUAAUGUCGGAGUAAGGGUGUCUAUUGUACCGCAUCACUCGCGCAGUGAAGUAGAACAGCAGUCGCUGGGGAACUUCUGCGAAGAGCUUGAUGGGUUUGACGGACUGCCCCCGCUGGUUGAUAAUGCCAAAGCGGCAAUGGGCAUAUCCACACAUGGGAAAGCAUUCUCAAACGAUCUUCUACGAGUUGAGAUAUCCGGGCCGGACCGACCGCAUUUGACCAUCGUUGACCUGCCAGGACUUAUACACUCCGAAACAAAACAUCAAUCUGCCGCAGAUGUUCAGUUGGUCCAGGAGGUGGUCCAGUCAUAUAUGAGGGAGCCGCGGAGUAUCAUCCUGGCGGUGGUCUCAGCGAAAAAUGACUAUGCGAAUCAAAUAGUUUUACGAUUGGCGAGGGAUGCUGAUCCGUCGGGCAAUCGAACCUUAGGCGUUAUUACCAAGCCCGAUACACUGGUCGCAAAUUCUGAAAGCGAGAGAAUGUUCAUAUCAUUAGCGAAAAAUCGGGACGUUGAAUUUCGGCUUGGAUGGCAUGCGCUCAAGAAUAUGGAUACUGACCAGGGCUCUUGUACCCUUUCGGAUCGUGACAAGGAAGAACGAGACUUUUUCUCCCAGGGGGCCUGGGGAGAGAUGCCAGCUCCGUUGGUAGGGGUUGGCUCGCUACGUAACCGUCUCAGCGGAUUGCUCCUGCGACAAAUUGCGGCUGAGCUUCCAAGUCUUAUCAAGGAAAUAGAAGAAAAGGAGGAAGAUUGCAUACAGCAAUUGAAAAAGCUUGGCGAGCCCCGAGCUACUCUGGAUGAGCAAAGGACGUAUCUUCUGAGCAUCAGUCAACACUUUCAAAUUCUGGUCAAGGCUGCUGUGGAUGGAACAUAUAAUGAGGCAUUUUUUGAAGAUAUUCAGUCUUCUACGGGGCGGCAGAAGCGGGUUCGUGCUGUGGUCCAGAAUCUGACCGAGGCCUUUGCCGAGCGUCUCAAUAGCCGAGGCCACUACCGCAGAAUUAUCGAAAACACUGAUCAAAUCGAUGGUCGAGGAGGACAAAUCACGGUGACUCGCAGCGAAUUCACUGAAUAUAUUCAGGUCCUUAUGAAACGGACACGAGGACGGGAGCUACCUGGCACGUUCAAUCCUAUGAUUGUGGGCGAACUAUUCCUGGAACAAUGUCGGCCCUGGACAGCUAUAACACACCAACAUAUUCUCUCGAUUUGGAUAGAAGUCGAAAGGUUUAUGUCGCUUGUGAUAGGCUACAUAGCUGAUGAAGCAACCGCCGCCGCUCUCUUCGACCAGGUCAUUUCGCCUGCACUACGUCAACUCAAGGAGGUUCUAACAACGAAAUGCGAGGAACUACUUGCAAGUCACCAGAAAAGUCACCCAAUCACCUACAAUCACUACUAUAUGGAGAACCUACAGAAUGGCCGCGCUGGUAGGCGCGCAGCAGACUUGAAGGGAAUCAUUCAGCGUUUCUUUGGGGUGGACGACCUACAAAAGCCGCUAUACCUCUCUAAGACAUACUGUUUACAGGAUCUUCAUGCGUCACUUCUGGAGUGUACUGAACCAGAUAUGACGCGUUUUGCGUCGGAUGAAGCUUUGGAUUGCAUGCUUGCCUAUUAUAAGGUGGCACUAAAGCGAUUCAUCGACGACGUGGCGGUUGAGGUUGUCGAGGUUAGACUGGUCCAGUCUCUUGCUUCUCUCUUUACGCCUAUCAAAGUUUUCGGAAUGCCGCCGGAGCUGGUAUCUCGUAUCGCUGGCGAGUCUGAAGAAAAUCAUGCAGUACGGGAACAAUUGAGCAAGAAACUACAGAUUCUCGGGAAUGGUUUAAGCACUUGCCGACAAUUUGUUGGAAGUCGAGGUGUUGGCACGAAUUUGACAAAAGAGUAUUGUGACAACUCUGACGAGAUAGAUGCCGAGCUAAAAACUGAUAUGGGUGAAUCUAUUAGUGAACAGUCGAUGAUAUUCGCUUCCCAGUCAACCUCGGAGAUAUGGAGUCUUGAAUCCGGUCAGUCUGCGGAGAAGCCCUCAUGCUUGGAUCCUGAUAACGCCGAGCCUGAAAUUGCAUGUCCGGAAGAGCAGUAUUACGCUGACCCGAAACUGCCCUGUAGAAAGGGAAAAAAGAAAAAGAGAUCCAAGAAUGUGCAGUGA
Molecule: messenger RNA, 2385 nt
Organism: Aspergillus luchuensis
Lineage: Eukaryota; Fungi; Ascomycota; Eurotiomycetes; Eurotiales; Aspergillaceae
Exons: 3
Coding region: 1-2385 (794 amino acids)
Cellular component (GO): membrane; microtubule; cytoplasm
Molecular function (GO): GTPase activity; GTP binding; microtubule binding
Source: RefSeq, a predicted model, not a curated record